Messenger RNA from Parasteatoda tepidariorum (common house spider), 4842 nucleotides. Its product is annotated as guanylate cyclase 32E. Gene Ontology annotation, biological process: receptor guanylyl cyclase signaling pathway; intracellular signal transduction; protein phosphorylation. Gene Ontology annotation, molecular function: peptide receptor activity; ATP binding; guanylate cyclase activity. Gene Ontology annotation, cellular component: plasma membrane. The record is from RefSeq and is a predicted model, not a curated record. NCBI's taxonomy places the organism in Eukaryota, Metazoa, Arthropoda, Arachnida, Araneae, Theridiidae.
UUGUGCUUUCCAUCAAACAGUCAACAGGCUAUUAGACGCGCUCCUCUUAUUUUUUUAAUUUCCGCCGGUUCGUAAAUGCAUUUAUUUUCCCCCUUAAUGUACUGAUAAGAUUUAUUUCCCGUCAACUAAUUUCCCAGUUUAAAAAAUAUUACUUUCUGAGGUAGGAAAAUAAAAUAGCGCCAAUUUACUUUCGAAAAUAAAUUAAACUGUGUUAAAUAAUUAAAACGUGGAGAAGAAAAACAUAUAAGUUAAAUUGAUAAUGACUUGAAACUAUUUAUUAUGUUAUGUUUUAAAGGUAAAUUUGCUAGAAUUUAAUAAAAUAUCGGAGAUGAAUUUUAGGGGUUCAUCACUUGGAAAUUUUGUUUGCUAAAUUAUAUUCGUGUUUAAAAAAAAUAGGACAAUGUAGUUUAAAUUUAUUUUCUAAAGAUUAAAUGUUUUUUUUUCAUUCAUAAUAAAACUCUUGUCAUUUUCAGCGAAUAAAAAAGAUAUAUAUAUAUAUACUUAAAUUUUAUUUGUUAAGAGUAUCAUAAUUUUCUCCAUGAUUCUAUAAUAUCUAUCUAUUAACUAUAAUUAUUUGUUACCAUAAUUUUACAACUAAGAAAAAAAGCAUAAUAAUUAAAUAUAUUUUUUCGUCGUUUAAACAGUAUUAAUCAAGUUAAAGAAUCAACAAUGUUUAAUUGAGAGAAAUGCUCGCAAUUUUAAAAAAUUUAUAAAUUUAAAAAAAAAUGUAAGGGUAUUAAAUAAAAAAGCAUUUUUAAUAAAAAUGAUCGUUUACAUUUUAAAAUAAAAUGCAGCAACUCAAAAAUAUUUAUUUUAACAGCGCUCCUUAUGAAUGUUACUGCUUUCAGUGAUAAAUAAAAUAAAUUUUAAAUAAUUAAAAAUGUUAACUAAAGUGAAAUACUAUUAAAGAACCUUUAACAGUGUAAUGCUAACACCAAUGAAUUGGAUACUGGUAUCAUUAGUUUGCCAUGUGAGCUUAUUUUUUGGAAUUGCAAGAAGUAGAAACUUUACGCUUGGUUAUUUAACUGGUUCCCAAAGACGGCCUGGCAACAAGGGUUAUCCCAGACCGGGCUUAACUAUCUCAGGUGCAAUUAGUUUGGCAGUCGAAGAAAUUAACCAGUUUCAUCCUAUUAGAAAUAACCAUACGUUGACUUUCACUGUUGAAGAGACUUUCGGCGAAGAAUCCGAGAGUAUUUUUAAGACGGCAACUUUAUGGACACAGGGUGCUGCUGUUUAUGUCGGACCACAAGAGACCUGUGUCCAUGAAGCCAGAAUGGCUGCUAGCUUUGAUCUUCCCAUGAUUUCAUACUUUUGUGCUCACCAUGAAACCUCCAAUAAAGAUUUAUAUCCGACGUUUGCAAGAACUCGUCCACCCGAUACUCAAAUAUCAAAGUCCGUGGCAUCCCUUUUACUCUCUUUCGGUUGGAUGAAAGUUGCUUUCCUUUACUCCAGUACACAGGACAGAAAUUUUCGAGAAGUAUCCAGGACCAUCAUCAAAACAUUCGAAGGAGUAGGGAUUGAAGUUCGAUACCUGGGCACGUGGCCAGAAACAUAUCACUAUGGAUACGGAGAUAAUCCAUUCGAUUCGCUUGUCGAAGAGUCUUAUAUGAAUGCAAGAAUAUUUGUUGUGCUUGGAUAUUACUUUGAACACCUGGGUUUGAUGGUGAGUAUGGAAAGAAAGGGAUUACUGGACAGCGGAGAUUAUUAUGUCAUCGGUGUUGACAUCGAGCAAUAUGAAGUACAAAAUCCACAUCGAUAUCUUAAAGGAUUGCUUAGAGAUGAAAUAGAAGAAGUAGCCAAAAAGGCAUUUCAAUCUUAUCUUGGAGUGGUUGGAUCCCCUCCAGUUGGAUUUGAAGAUUUUACGGUUAAAGUUAAUAAAUACAUGCAACUUCCACCUUUCAGUUUUCCCAAUCCUGUCAGCAGAUUAGGUGGAAUGAAAAGGGUACCAGCUGAAGGUGCAUAUUUAUACGACGCUGUUUAUGUUUACGCCAAAGCUCUGAAUGAAUGUUUACUAAACGAAGAAGAUCCCUUUAAAGGCAGAGGAAUGAUGAAAUACAUCGUUGGGAAGACUUAUUUUAGUGCAAUGGGCUAUAUGGUCUAUAUGGAUGAAAACGGGGACGCAGAAGGCAACUACACUUUAAUCGCAAGGAAGCAUGCACCCGGCAUCAAUGGUGGAUAUGGUCUUUAUCCAGUUGGUGUUUUUCAACUGCAUGAAAACAGAUCCGCUGUACCAGUUCUGAAGUUCACUGAUAGAAUCGAUUGGGUUUCCGGAUAUCCUCCCAAUGAUGAACCCACGUGUGGAUUCCAAGGAGAAAAAUGUGUCAUGUGGAAGCUUGCUAUAGGUGUGACCGGAGGAUUGAUUUUGGCACUUCUGUUCGGAAUUUUAGUUGUAUACAAGAAUUGGGCUUAUGAACAGGAGCUCGACAGUCUCAUCUGGAAGAUUGAUUAUAAAGAAAUUCAGAUAAAUGAUUUCACACCCACUGCAACACUCGGGAGAAUUGCAAGGAGUCUGCAACCCAUGAUGCGAACUAGCCAGGUAUCCCUGAGUUCCAACACAGAAGCUGAUUUCCGCUACACAAAUAUUUACACCACUGUCGGCAUUUAUAAAGGUCGGAUGCUCGCCUUGAAAAGACUCAGAAAGAAGAGCGUUGACAUCACGCGCAAAAUGAAGAAAGAGUUGAAAAUAAUGAGAGAUCUGCGGCAUGAUAACCUGAAUCCUUUUAUUGGAGCCUGUAUUGAUCCCCCCGUCAUCUGCAUUGUGACCGAAUAUUGCUCUAGAGGAAGCUUAAAGGAUAUUUUGGAAAAUGAAGAUGUAAAACUAGACAAUAUGUUUAACGCUUCUAUGAUUGGCGAUAUUAUUAGAGGCAUUACCUACCUACAUGACAGUCAAAUCAGAUCUCAUGGCAACCUCAAAUCCACCAACUGCUUAGUUGACAGUCGAUGGGUUGUUAAAAUAGCCGACUAUGGUUUACAUGAGCUCAAAUCUGGAGCUGAAGCUGGAGACGACGACGCUACAGAUUUUGAAAAACAAUGCGAAAAGCUACUUUGGCGAGCACCUGAGCUAUUAAGAGAUCCUCAAGCCUCUCAGUCAGGUACACAGAAAGGAGAUACUUAUUCUUUUGGCAUUAUUCUUCACGAGAUUAUCGCCAGAAAUGGGCCAUAUGGAAAAACAGACAAAACACCAUCAGAAAUCGUAAAGAAUGUGAUGAGAAGAGAUAACCAGCCUCCUUUUCGACCCCAGGUGAACAAGUUGGAUGAUUCAUUCGAUUGUGUCAUAGAAUGUAUGCAAGAAUGUUGGUCAGAGGAUUCAGACGAAAGGCCAGAUUUCAAGACCAUUAGAACUAAAUUAAGACCAAUGAGAAAAGGAAUGAAACCUAAUAUAUUUGAUAACAUGCUUGCCAUGAUGGAGAAAUAUGCCAAUAAUUUGGAGGUAUUAGUGGACGAAAGAACUGAUCAACUUAUUGAAGAAAAGAAGAAAACAGACGCAUUGCUCUAUGAAAUGCUUCCAAAAUGCGUAGCGGAUCAACUGAAACGAGGAAACAAAGUGGAAGCGGAGUCAUUUGAUUCUGUGACAAUUUAUUUCAGUGAUAUCGUUGGAUUCACAACUAUGUCAGCACAAAGCAGUCCCUUGCAGGUGGUUGAUUUUUUGAAUGAUCUCUAUACCUGUUUUGAUUCCAUAAUUGAAAAUUACGAUGUCUAUAAAGUGGAGACUAUAGGCGAUGCUUAUAUGGUAGUCAGUGGACUUCCUAUAAAAAAUGGUGAUAACCAUGCUGCAGAAAUUGCUUCAAUGGCUCUACAUCUACUAGAAGCGGUCAAAAAGUUUAUCAUCAGACAUAGACCUGAAGAUACAUUGAUGCUGCGGAUCGGUAUACAUUCAGGUGCCGUGUGUGCUGGUGUCGUGGGACUGAAAAUGCCCCGAUAUUGCUUGUUUGGAGACACAGUCAAUACUGCUUCUCGAAUGGAAUCAAGUGGACUUCCUCUUAAAAUCCACUGCAGUGAAGCAUGCAAGGAACUGUUAGAUAGGUUAGGAGGCUAUAAAUUUGAAGAUCGAGGAUUGAUUAGCGUUAAGGGUAAAGGCGACAUGUCGACUUUCUGGCUUACCGGUCAAGAGGAACACAGAAUCAGAAAAUUAAAGAAGAACGCCACGAGAUCUUCUUUACGGCAUUCGAAAUUGAACCGAAGGUUGUCUCUCGAAUCGCAAAAGAGGCUGAGAUUCGCUGCAGUCAAUCCGAAAGCAUCGCAAGAAAACUUUUCGCUCGUUCGAGAAAGAUCCGAAUCUGGUUUGGAAAUCGAUCUCUCGAACAGCGUCCAACCUCUCAUAUCGAACAGCACCCUCCCCAAGCGAAAUUCCUGCCCAUGCUUAGGUGAUACGUGCGAAAGGUGUCUGAAAUCACUGACACCGAAGGUUAUUUUGGAAAAUUCUUCAACUGAGAAAGUAUCGGAAGUGAAAAACACCUCCAAGCGGAGUCUUCCGGGUUGGAGGAAAAUGUCGAGGUUCUCGUCUUUUGUGUCCUGCCUGGGGUCUGGUGAAGUGAACGAUACCUCAGAUUUCGACGAACUGGGGUUCCUAAGACUGGACAGUAAACAUUUGUCUGUCAUAGGACACUCUGAAAGCGAGCCUUUCCUGCCUCAUUUACGAUACUGUAAUAAUCAUUCUGAGAAAAAGAAUGAAAUUGUGUGAUAUAUAUUAAUGAACUCCAUAAUAGUGGUGGAACAUUGCUAGUCAUAUUUGUAACUUUAUUUUUGGAGCAAUGAAUAACAGGGAUAUUAUGCAUAUACAUUUCUAUCUUUGAAAAUUGUUUAAAGGAGGAAUUAAAUAAAAAAAUGUGACUUUGAAAAAAA